Molecule: messenger RNA, 2313 nt
Organism: Polistes canadensis
Lineage: Eukaryota; Metazoa; Arthropoda; Insecta; Hymenoptera; Vespidae
Gene: Ran
Product: GTP-binding nuclear protein Ran
Exons: 3
Coding region: 352-1008 (218 amino acids)
Biological process (GO): ribosomal subunit export from nucleus; protein import into nucleus
Cellular component (GO): nucleus; cytoplasm
Molecular function (GO): GTP binding; GTPase activity
Source: RefSeq, a predicted model, not a curated record
AAAAAUAGUCUUAUACGUAUUACAACUUUGGGAGCCAUUCUUUGUGAAACACGAAUUCUAAUCUCCGCGUGUUGGAGUGUAAGAAAGAGAGGGAAAAAAGGGAUAGAGAAAGAGUAAGAGAGAGUCUCUAGAUUAGGUGAAACGUGUUAGCGCGGGACGUUGAUCUAACCGGCAUUUUUUCGUAUAAAUUGGAACGAUUUUAUUCCACCGAAUUUGUUUCUUCACCAUUUUUAAUAUAUCCCCGAGGUAUCCAACGCUUAUUCAAAUUCAUCGAUCACAUCUUCGACUCCGAUAUUCGAAGAUCAUUUCUUUUAAAUAUAUUAUUUGGAUAUAAUUUUGGAGUCAUCAAAUAUGGCUUUAAAUCAUCAAGAACAUGAAAUUCCUACCUUCAAGUGCGUCCUUGUUGGUGACGGUGGAACUGGAAAGACAACUUUUGUCAAACGCCAUUUAACCGGUGAAUUUGAAAAAAAAUAUGUUGCAACAUUAGGAGUAGAGGUUCAUCCACUGAUAUUUCACACAAACAGAGGUCCCAUAAGAUUCAAUGUAUGGGAUACAGCUGGUCAAGAGAAGUUUGGCGGUUUGCGAGAUGGAUAUUACAUCCAAGGACAAUGUGCUGUAAUAAUGUUUGAUGUUACGUCUAGGGUGACGUAUAAGAAUGUACCUAACUGGCACAGAGAUUUAGUUAGAGUUUGCGAAAAUAUACCCAUUGUAUUGUGUGGUAACAAGGUUGAUAUUAAGGAUAGGAAAGUAAAGGCUAAAAGCAUCGUCUUCCAUAGGAAGAAGAACCUUCAGUACUAUGAUAUUAGUGCAAAAAGCAAUUACAAUUUUGAGAAACCAUUUUUGUGGUUGGCACGCAAAUUGAUUGGAGAUCCAAAUCUUGAAUUUGUUGCAAUGCCUGCACUUCUUCCUCCAGAAGUUACAAUGGAUCCACAAUGGCAGCAACAAAUUGAAAAGGAUCUUAAGGAAGCGCAAGAAACGGCAUUGCCAGAAGACGAUGAGGAUCUUUAGGUUAUUACACUGUGUGCUUGGUUCUGAUGGAAGAAAGAUUUUGCGAGUGUACCUUGAGUACUAUGCAGCUUGGGCGUUUUACAUAUAUGAAGAUUUAAAACAAAACAAAAAUAAUGAUAUCUGCAUGCAGAGCUUAAUUUGAUACCUAAUGCAAAUCACCAGAAAUACUUCUGUGACUUCAUAUACCAGAAAUAUUGCCUUAAAGGGGGAGAUACUAAUAAAUUAUUAUAAUUUCUUACACAUCCAUGCACAUAUUACUACAUGUGUAUAUGAAAUAUCAAAGAAUAUGAUUUUAUAUAAUAUAACACUAGUUACAAAUUUCUAUAAGUGUAUCUUGUCAUUCCUUUAUAACUUCCAUUACAAAGAACUACUGUAAAAUUUCUAAUGAAAGCAAAUCUUUAAUUGUGAGAAGUAUUUUGAAGGGAUAUACAUAAAACACACGUAAAUGUUUAAAAAAAUUAGUUGUAUAUCUUAUAUACUUAUUACCCUAUUAUUAUCAUCUAAUAUAUAUAAUAUAUAUUUAUAUAUAUAAUAUCAGAAUACGCGUUAAACCGAAGUUUCAAAUUAGAACCCACUUUAAGGCAUACUUAAAACAUUCAUUCAAUCUGCUAAUUAUAUUGUUGCAACAUCCUUGUUAUGAAAUACGAAAGAUGAACUGCCAGUUUUCUAAAUGAAUGUAUGUGUUGAUAGCGAAUGCUCGGCUGCAAAGAUGUGUACUUGUAAUUUUUCUGAAGUGUGCAAACUUCUUACAUGAGAUGUUUAUAUGCUCGAGAGAAAUCGCAGGUAAAAUAAUGGAAGUAGAAUAAAUUUUGGUCAAUGUAGUUAAUCUAACUUCAAUCAAAUUUUUUUUUCUCUUUUUUUUUUGUUGUAAAAUGUUGGAUAAUAUCAAACACUAAAUAAUAAAAGAUGAUUAAGUUUUAGUCAUUCUUGUUAAUAAUUUGUAAUUACGUUAUUAGUAGUGUGUACGAUAUCUUAUUAAAAUGAAAGUUAUAUUAAAUAUCAUUUGCAAUGAUUCAAGAUUAAACUAAAAUUAAUUAAUAAUUAGGAAUGAUAAUGUCUCGAAAAUAUUUCAUUCGUUUAUUCAAAAGUGUUUGUUUGGUAUUAUCAAGCAUUUUAAAAAAAAAUAAUAUUUGAAAACUGUUUCAAGUAUGAUGUCACAUCGCAAUAGGAAAAAUAUUUAAACAGGAAUGAAACAGUUCGUGUCUGCUCGCGUUAACGAGGAUCGUUUACUAUUUUUGUAAGAGAAGGUGAAUGUAUGAUUUGUUCAACUUAAAUUAUAUAAACAGUGUUUUCCUUUUCUACGUA